GCUUUCUUUCAUCAUCCAAAUCCAUUACUUACUUAAAGCAAAAGAAAAACAAAAACUUAAGAUUAUGGAGAGUCUCUUAAAGUUGUCGACGUUGGUGAUCGUCUGCAUGUUGGUGUCCGCUCCAAUGGCGUCCGAGGCAGCAAUCUCCUGCGGCGCAGUCACUAGCAACUUGGGCCAAUGCAUUAACUACCUGAUGAAAGGUGGUAAAAUUCCCCCAGGGUGCUGCUCUGGUGUACGAAGGCUCAACAGCAUGGCUCGGACCACCAUUGACCGCCAGCAAGCUUGUCGCUGCAUCCAAGGAGCAGCUAGAUCCUUGGGUUCCAAACUUAACCCAGGCCGUGCUGCUAGUCUUCCUCGUGCUUGCAGUGUUAAGAUCCCCUACCCCAUCAGCGCAAGAACCAACUGUAACAA
Eruca vesicaria subsp. sativa (arugula) is the source of this 411-nucleotide messenger RNA. The record is from the annotation of a GenBank genome assembly. Lineage: Eukaryota; Viridiplantae; Streptophyta; Magnoliopsida; Brassicales; Brassicaceae.